Messenger RNA from Dicrocoelium dendriticum, 438 nucleotides. Lineage: Eukaryota; Metazoa; Platyhelminthes; Trematoda; Plagiorchiida; Dicrocoeliidae. The record is from the annotation of a GenBank genome assembly.
AUGCUUCGGGAUUUCCAUGGAGCUGAAAUGUCCGGAAUACCAAACAAAUUGCUCUGGGCUAUGUGCGAUUCUCGCCGAACUCGUAUUGAUUUCAGACAAGGGGGGGGGGGGGGGGGGGGGGGGGGGGGGGGGGGGGGGGGGGGGGGGGGGGGGGGGGGGGGGGGGGGGGGGGGGGGGGGGGGGGGGGGGGGGGGGGAGGGGGGGGGUGGUGGGGGGGGGGGGGGGGGGGGGGUGGUGGGGUUGGGGGGGGGGGGGUUGGGGUGGGGGGGGGGGGGGGGGGGGGGUUGGGGGGGGGGGGGGGUGGGUUGGGGAGAGUGUGGGGGGGGGGGGGGUUUGGUGGGGGGGGGGGGGGGGGGUGGGGGUGAUUGGGGUGGAUGUGGUUGUGAUUGUUGGGGGUUGUAUGGGGGGGUGGUUGGGAUGGGUUGGGUGUUGUUGUAA